Molecule: messenger RNA, 810 nt
Organism: Diaporthe citri
Lineage: Eukaryota; Fungi; Ascomycota; Sordariomycetes; Diaporthales; Diaporthaceae
Exons: 1
Coding region: 1-810 (269 amino acids)
Biological process (GO): protein depalmitoylation
Cellular component (GO): cytoplasm
Molecular function (GO): palmitoyl-(protein) hydrolase activity; carboxylic ester hydrolase activity
Source: RefSeq, a predicted model, not a curated record
AUGGCGCCAAGCAUCCGCAUCCCCAAGGCCGAGGACUUCGAGUCCUUGGAACCAGACCUGACCGUGUCUCUGCACUUCCCCUCGCCGCCAGAGUCCACCACCGCCAUCCUGAUCCUCUUCCACGGUCUUGGCGACACGGACGCGCCCUUCGCCGGUUUUGCGCAGAGCAUCAACCUUCCAGGCGUUCUCGGCAUCUCAGUGCGAGGCACCAGCCCGCUGCCGCCAGCCUUGCUUGGGUUGCCGCUUGACAGUGGCCCACCCAGGAACUUCCACUGGGGCGACGACUUGAACCUGGGAAGCUCGGGUGGACUGGAUGCCGACCCCGGGUUCACCAAGGCGGCAGAUCUUGUUCUCAACAGACUCAUCAGGGAGACCUUGGUGGACAAGUGCGGCUGGGAGCUGUCUGACGUCCUCUUCUUCGGCUACGGACAGGGAGGCUCACUGGCAUUGGGCCUGGCCUCUAAGAUACGUGAGGGGCCUCAGGUUGAGGAGGUGAAGGAGGACAAGGAUGGGAAGCCUGUUGAGACAGGCAAGGCGUUCAAGGGUGUCGUGUCUAUCGGAGGAGACCUGCCGCCGUCCAUGAUCCCAUCGCUCAGUGCGAGGCCCAAGUCAGAGACGCCAGUUCUGAUUUGCCGCGGCAAGUCAUGCGACACCGUGGAUGAGGAUGCCGUCGAUGUCCUCAAGAAGGAGUUCUCCAACGUGCAGGAUGUCAAGUGGAACAAAAAGGACAGCACCAUGCCCUCGAGCCAGGAAGAGGUGUUGCCGAUGAUGAAGUUCUUCGCGGACCAGCUGCGGACUGAUGCGCUUUGA